AUGUUUCGCGGCGGCGCCCCCAAUCCUUACGACGACAUCGUUGCUAAGACGACGGAUGAGAACCUCACGGGUGAGAACUGGGAGCUCAUCCUCAACUUGUGCGACAAGAUCCAAGAGGAGGGCGAGCAGGGUGCCCGUAAUGUGAUCGCAGCCGUGCUCAAGCGGUUAGCCCAUCGCAACCCCAACGUCCAGCUAUACACCCUCACCCUCACCGAGUCGCUUUCCAAGAACUGUGGCCUCGAAAUCAACCGAGAAAUCUCUUCUCGCGCAUUUACACAGGGCUUGGAGAAGCUCAUAACUGAUCGGACAACCCAUGACAAGGUGAAGAAACGCGCGCUGGGCUUGGUGGCCGUAUGGUCUGCAGAGUUUGAGAAGGACGCCUCCUUGGGAAUCAUGGAGGAGUGCUAUGAGAGCCUCAAAAGCAAAGGAUUCAAGUUUGAGACUCCGACCGAGCCUCCACCGCCGGACGUAGAUGAUGAAGUGCGCCGUCGCGAGGAAGAGGAGCUGCAGCGUGUUCUCGAACUUUCGAUGCACGACAAGGGCGGACGCUCUCAGUGGGAUUCAUUCACACUCGCCUCCUCGAGCGGUGCAGGUGGAUCCGGCGCAGGCACUUCCUCCGCUGCUCCCGGUUCGGCGCGUCCCUCACAAAGUUCUCAACCGCCAACCUAUGGCGGGUACGUCCCAUCAUCGGCACCCACUGCUGUUUCUAGCAUGUCUGCGCCAACUCCGGCAGAGCCGUCUCCGUCCACCGUGUCGAGCGCCACGGCAACAACUCCAUCCCCGGUUUCCACGCACUCCACGGAUAGCGGCAUUCCCAUUGUGACAAGAGUUCGCGCGCUUCAUACUUUCGAGCCGACAGAGGCUGGUGAGCUCGCAUUUGACAAAGGAGACGUCAUCAAGGUCGUAGACCGCAACUACAAGGAUUGGUGGCGGGGUCAACUGAAGGGCCGGACGGGUAUCUUCCCUGUGAACUAUGUUGAACCUUUGCCGGAGCCCACUGCUGCCGAGAUUGCCCGUGAGGCAGAGCAAGAGGCAUCAGUGUUCUCACAGGCGGCGAACGUGGACCGUCUGCUGAUGAUGCUACGCACCAUGGAUCCUGCCCAGGACAAUCUAGCGGACAACGAGGAGAUCCAGGAACUUUACCGUUCUUGUAUGACACUACGACCGAGGAUCGUCAAACUCAUUGACAAGUACAGCCAGAAGCGGGCCGAUCUUGUCUCUAUGAACGAGACGUUUGUCAAGGCCAGGACGAUUUUCGAUCGCAUGAUGGAAGAGAGCCUUGCUCGCCACACAGGAGGUACGCCUUACAACCAUCUUCUCGAUAGUCUCAAGGCUCAUUCAUGA
Epithele typhae is the source of this 1344-nucleotide messenger RNA. RefSeq lists its product as uncharacterized. The transcript has 8 exons. Gene Ontology annotation, cellular component: ESCRT-0 complex. The record is from RefSeq and is a predicted model, not a curated record. Gene Ontology annotation, molecular function: phosphatidylinositol binding; ubiquitin binding. Gene Ontology annotation, biological process: protein transport to vacuole involved in ubiquitin-dependent protein catabolic process via the multivesicular body sorting pathway. NCBI's taxonomy places the organism in Eukaryota, Fungi, Basidiomycota, Agaricomycetes, Polyporales, Epitheliaceae. Bases 1 to 1344 code for a protein of 447 amino acids.